AUGAAGUUCAGUGCUGACGUUAGCUCCUCGCGCAGAAAGAGCAGAAAGGCUCACUUCACUGCUCCCUCCAGCAUUCGCCGCAAGAUCAUGAGCGCCCCUUUGUCCAAGGAGCUCAAGGAGAAGCACAGCACUCGCGCCAUUCCUGUCCGCAAGGACGACGAAGUCAUGGUUGUCCGCGGUACCUACAAGGGCCGUGAAGGCAAGAUCGUUCAGGUCUACCGUAAGAAGUGGGUUAUCCACAUUGACCGUGUCACUCGCGAAAAAGUCAACGGUGCCACUGUCCCCAUUGGCAUUCACCCCUCCAAGGUUGUCGUCACCAAACUCAAGAUCGACAAGAGCCGUCAGGCCAUUCUCGACCGCAAGGCCAAGAAAGAUGCUAUGCAGCAGGUAAAGAACUUAACUGCGGCUCUGCAAUAA
Molecule: messenger RNA, 417 nt
Organism: Radiomyces spectabilis
Lineage: Eukaryota; Fungi; Mucoromycota; Mucoromycetes; Mucorales; Radiomycetaceae
Product: translation protein SH3-like domain-containing protein
Exons: 2
Coding region: 1-417 (138 amino acids)
Biological process (GO): ribosomal large subunit biogenesis; cytoplasmic translation
Cellular component (GO): cytosolic large ribosomal subunit; ribosome
Molecular function (GO): structural constituent of ribosome; RNA binding
Source: RefSeq, a predicted model, not a curated record